AUGGAGCGUCUGCUUCGGAUCGUCCCGGAGCGGGAGUGGUGCCGCAGGAACGAGGUGGGCGUCUGCCAGCGCCCCGGCUGCGGGCGUAGUUUCACGCUGCUCAGUAGGCCGGCAAACUGCCACGCGUGCGGCAUGGUGAUGUGCGCGCAGUGCCUGAAGCGGCGGCUGACGUUGCCAGGAAGGCCCGGCUCCGCCCCGGUGCCGCUUUGCCACGCCUGCGCCAUCGGCGUCUCCAACGCCCAGGCAGAGGCGGAGCGCGCCUACCAGCAGCGGGGGCAGCUGCUGCAGAGGCUGGAGGAGCAGCAGGCGGAGCUGGAGCGGCUCUUGGCGCUCUCCGCCUCGCUGCGGGAGGAGAACCAGCGGUUGGUGGAACUCACAGAGGCGCUCGCGGCCGGCGCACCGUCGCCUGCUGCGCCGCCGCAGGCAGCCGUGGAAGGGGCUUCCGGUGGGGAGCAAAGCGGCCGCGUCGAUGACGGCGGCGCAGCAGGCGACGGUGCGCCGGCCGCCACUGCGGGUGGUGCUCGCACGGCGACGGCGGAGGAAACGGCGCUGACGGAGGAGUUGCAGGCGAAGCACAAUGCGCUCUCCAGGCGAGAGGCGGCUCUGCAAGAGGCAACAAAGAAAGUCGCGGGCGACGCCGCACGGGUCGCGGCACAGCGGACGCAGCUGCAGCAAGAGGAGCGAAGGCUACGGGCGCAGUUUGCGCAGGAGUUCCAGGCGAUCAUAGGGGAGGAGUGCCUGCGGCUGCAGAAUGUGUACAUGGAGGAGCUGACUGGUUUGGGCGACCAGUUUGCGGCGUGGCGGCGGGACGCCCAUGACGUGUUGGAAGCCGUGAGGCUGCAGCACAAGCACAGUGACGGUGACGCGGUGCCGGCACACUCGGCGCAGCUGGCGCAGGCCGAGGAAGCCCUGGCGCAGGCCCGUGCGUCGCAUAGGGAAGACCUCCUCAGGGCAAAGAAGCGCUUCGAUGAUGACAGUUUCGUGCUUGGAAGCGCGUUGGGUGUCGCGCAGCGCGAGGUUGAGGCGGAGAAGAGGCGGCUUGCGGCGGCCCAGCACACCGUGGACGGGCUGGCGUUGACACUGCAGGAGCAGCAGCAGCGGCACGACGCAGCCUGCACGGAGUGGGGGGAGAGGCUGGCAAUUCUGCACUCGCUUCACGGAUCGUGGCGGCAGCAGCUGCUGCUGCAGCCAUCUCCGUCUGCGGCGGCGGCGGCGGCGGCGGCGGCGCACCAGGGCGAGACGACGGACCACGCCGCCGCGGCAGCACGCGCCAUGUUGUCUGGGUGGCGGUGUGUGGCGGCGGCGCUGCUCAGUCAGCACGGCGCCUCCCUUUCGGCGCUCAUGCUGGUCGCGCGUGAGGCCUGCGGUCUCGCGGAGUUUCCCCCGUCACCGCCGCCAGCGGAGCAGAAGCCGGUGGCAAAGGCAGCUGCUGCGAGCGACGCCGGCGAGCACGCGGGGGACCUCGUGAAGCUGCGCCGUGAGUUGAGUAGCGCCCGGCGUCUCUCGAGGGGCUUCGAGGCGCGGGCGAACGCGCACGCCGUGGAGGUCGUUUCCCUCAAACGCUCGCUGGCGCUCAAGACGGAGGAGCUGCAGGAACUCCGUGCGAGGCUGUCACGGACCGCGAAAGCACUUGUGCGGGCAAGCCGCAUCGAGAAGCACGUCUCGCGUCAACUUCAGCAGCGGCACGAGGAGGAGGAGCCGUUGUCAGCCGAUCAGGAUAACGGGGGCGCCUCCGCCAUUCGCUUCGCCGCGGGGAUGGUGCACCACGGCAGCCUGUACAUGGACGGCUGCAUGAGUCUUCUGAGCGCGGCGCUUCUCAGGCGGUACGCCGCGGGGGUGCAGGGAAUGCAGGAGGAGUGGGCAAAGCGGCGCGACCUCACGCGACGCAACACGGUGGCCCUCGAGGAGACGACAGCGAGCAUGAAGGCCCUCCAGGAAGACUUGCGGCGGCGUGAGGCGGCGGCUGCACGGCUCGAGGGGGCGCUGCGCGCACGGGAGCGGGAAGCACGUCUCCGCCUGAGUCGCCUACUAAAAGUUUCAGUGGCGCUGCGGACGGUGGCCAGCCGCCUGCGCGCCGUCUCUACAAGUGAAGAGGCAGGCAGUUCCCUGGACGGUGGCGCGUCGUAG
Molecule: messenger RNA, 2127 nt
Organism: Trypanosoma conorhini
Lineage: Eukaryota; Euglenozoa; Kinetoplastea; Trypanosomatida; Trypanosomatidae
Exons: 1
Coding region: 1-2127 (708 amino acids)
Molecular function (GO): metal ion binding
Source: RefSeq, a predicted model, not a curated record